GUGGGUGGGGCAGCGGCGGCGCUAGGAGACUCUCGCGAUGAUAUGAGACCCAACGCGGGAUCGGGUUUGGGUUGCCAGGAGACAACGCAGCCUCUGUAGACCAGCGCCUGCCCCGGAGUAGUAUCGGUGUUUGACUGCUGGCAACAUGGCGCCCAAAAAGAAAGGGAAGAAAGGCAAAGCCAAGGGCAACCUGGUUGUUGAUGGACUCGCACCAGAGGACAUGACGAAGGAGCAGGUCGAGGAACAUGUUUCGCGUAUCCGGGAAGAGCUGGACCGAGAACGAGAGGAGCGCAACUACUUUCAGUUAGAACGUGACAAAAUCCACACCUUCUGGGAGAUAACAAGAAGGCAGCUGGAGGAAAAGAAGGCUGAGCUUCGAAACAAAGACCGUGAGAUGGAGGAGGCAGAGGAGAGGCACCAGGUGGAGAUUAAGGUGUACAAACAGAAAGUAAAGCACCUGUUGUAUGAGCACCAGAACAACCUAGCCGAGGUGAAGGCUGAGGGCACUGUGGUCAUGAAGCUGGCCCAGAAGGAGCACCGCAUGCAGGAGGGUGUACUGAGAAAGGACAUGCGGGCACUGAAAGUGGAGCUCAAGGAGCAGGAGCUGGCUAACGAGGUGGUGAUAAAGAACCUUCGUCUGAAACAUGCUGAGGAGAUGACCAAGAUGCGAAAUGACUUUGAAAGGCAAGUUCGAGAAAUUGAGACCAAGUAUGAUAAGAAGAUGAAGAUGCUGAGAGAUGAGCUUGACCUGCGGAGAAAGACUGAGAUCCAUGAGGUGGAGGAGAGGAAGAAUGGCCAGAUCAGUACGCUGAUGCAGCGUCAUGAGGAGGCCUUCACUGAUAUCAAGAACUACUACAAUGACAUCACUCUUAACAACCUGGCCCUAAUCAAUUCCCUCAAGGAACAGAUGGAGGACAUGCGGAAGAAAGAAGAGCACCUGGAGAGGGAGAUGGCGGAGGUGGCUCUGCAGAACAAACGGCUGGCAGAACCUCUGCAGAGAGCAAGGGAAGAGAUGAAUGAGAUGCAGAAGAGAAUUGCGAGCUAUGAACGGGACAAGCAGAUCUUGAUUUGUACGAAGGCACGUUUAAAGGUUGCUGAGAAAGAUCUGAAAGACCUGCAGUGGGAGCAUGAGGUACUGGAGCAGCGAUUCAUCAAGGUGCAGCAGGAGAGAGACGACCUCUAUCGUAAAUUCACUGCAGCCAUCCAGGAGGUGCAGCAAAAGACAGGCUUCAAGAACCUGUUGUUGGAGCGUAAACUGCAGGCACUGAAUGCUGCAGUGGAGAAGAGGGAGGUGCAGUUCAACGAGGUGCUGGCAGCCUCCAACUUGGAUCCUGCAGCACUAACGCUUGUGUCCCGAAAACUGGAGGAUGUUCUGGAAUCGAAGAAUACCACCAUCAAGGACUUACAGUAUGAGCUGGCCCGGGUCUGCAAGGCCCACAAUGACCUGUUGCGUACAUAUGAGGCGAAGUUAUUGGCCUUCGGGAUCCCCCUGGACAAUGUGGGAUUCAAGCCCCUGGAGACAGCAGUGAUUGGACAGACACUGGGACAGGGCCCUGCAGGACUUGUGGGUGCCCCUACAUAGCCACCUUCUGGGGCUUUUGCCUUUAGACUGCGUGCCUCACUUUGCAAGUGAUACCCGUUCUACUCCAAGAACAUCAGGUUUUUGUUUUGUACACUUCAUCAGCAAUGAACGUUGUCCACACUUCCUUUGCAUUCUGUCUUUGUUGGGAAGAAGUACCUGCAAGGCUUCUGCUAAGGUCUCUUUGUCUACUUGAUUCCAUGUACUGCCCAGUUUGUGUCACACUUGCCCCUUUGAGUCCUGCCUCCUACCUCUGCAGUCCUUUCUCUGAGUGUACCUCUGAGUACUAACCUUCCAGCAAGAUGGUACCUCAUUGUCCUUUGUUUAGCAUGAAGCCCAUGUUCUUGAUUUGGCUGGGCAGAGCAAGAGAAGACUGGCAGGCUUCCUCCUUUGGGCCAGGCUCUGUACAACCUCCCCUGGUAGGUGAUAUAGAACCAUGGGUUCAAUAGCAGAGACUUGUGAAAUUUAUAAGACUCUGUCCUAGUUUUGUUUUCUGUUGCUGUGAUAAACACUGUGACCAAAAGCAA
Cricetulus griseus (Chinese hamster) is the source of this 2106-nucleotide messenger RNA. The record is from RefSeq and is a predicted model, not a curated record. Lineage: Eukaryota; Metazoa; Chordata; Mammalia; Rodentia; Cricetidae.